AUGGGAAUCGAAGUCGGGGAGUCCUCUGGUGCUGGACGUCUCGAGACGAGCAGUCGUAGAGAAGAUGUCGGUCUAGCUACCACCCCAACCAGUACCUCCAACUAUCUACGCCAGCGGUACCUGUUCAAGUUGCACUUCGAUUGGAUCACAUAUAAACAAGUGGAUCAGAAUACAACUGCUAAAUUGAAUACGUUGAUGUUCAAUUCACUGAAGGCGAUACCUGUUCAAGGUCGUAUCUAUCAAGAGAAAGAAUCACCACAAUUUAUCGCUAUUUUCCAACCGAUGGUUCUUUUCAAGUCUCUUGCACUACUGAACCAUAGAGAUUCUUCAAUUGCAGAUGUAAAAGAUAGUAAGGUAAGUGUUGAUGGUUUGUGUAUGAAGAAUCAAGCAUCUACCAAAAGUAUCUUGAAAAAAUUCAAUGAUUUGGAUCCCAAUAAUGAGAUACUCAUGAGUUUAAUGAAAGAAAUUAGAGCUGAAAUGAUGGCUUCAAAGUUGAGUGCUUCUGAGUCUGUGACUUCAAUUAGAGCUGAAAAAACACCAACAUUUGCCACCUCUGUUGAGAAUAUUACAUGGAAAGAAACUGAAGCAACUGAGAAUGAACUGAACCUUAUCAAUGGUGAGUUAGAAAAGGUGCUAAGAACCGAAGGAAAGGAAGAAGAAGAAAAAGAAGAAGAAGAAGAAAAUGAAGAUGGAGCAGUUGUUUGUCCACUACAGACAUAUCUGUUAAGUUCGGUAAUUGGAUUGCCUGAAACAACAACGGGAAAGAAAGAACAUCGAGCAUCACUUGGAGAGCUCUUUUAG
This is a messenger RNA of Lactuca saligna, 801 nucleotides long. Lineage: Eukaryota; Viridiplantae; Streptophyta; Magnoliopsida; Asterales; Asteraceae. The record is from the annotation of a GenBank genome assembly.